Molecule: messenger RNA, 798 nt
Organism: Trametes versicolor FP-101664 SS1
Lineage: Eukaryota; Fungi; Basidiomycota; Agaricomycetes; Polyporales; Polyporaceae
Exons: 6
Coding region: 1-798 (265 amino acids)
Source: RefSeq, a predicted model, not a curated record
AUGUCGGUCCCCGAGUCUGACACGCACAUGAUCGGCGAUAAUGGCACCGCGUGGCCGUUCCAGCCUUCGAUGAUGGCGUAUAUACCCCCAACCUCAGCUACCACGACUCGACUCGAUAACUUCGAACCGGGACAGAUGGACGUGUGGCCUGGACGCAUCAAUAACCCAUAUGUGCCGCAAGCCUCGGCGGUUCCUCAAUUACCCAUACAUGGUAGUUCCGUCACAGCGAUUGGGAAUGCGGUUUCAAUCGGUCAUCAAGCUCUCCAGAGCAGUCCGGACUCGAACCUGCUUGCCUUGGGCCACCAUGGGCCCGACCCGCGUCAAUGGAUAAUUCCGCACACGAUAUACGCAGGCGGCCCGCCCCCGGAUACCCCAGUUCCACCCGCUGUUCUGAGCAUCUUCGUGGGCGAUAUUCUUGACCUUGGACGCCUCGCGCGACUCAAGACGAUGGACCUGCACCACGUUCCCGCGUUCCCCGAUCCUGAGGGAUAUCGAGAAAAGAAGAAGUUCACUGUUCGGUUCGCGUUCGAGGGGAUUCCUAUCAACGAAGAUCCCCCUCAAGUAAACGAAUACCGCAAACCUGAAGGGUCUGCAAAGCGCGUGCCCCUCACACGGACGGAUUUCGCCGUCGUCGUCGUGAAGCAACUGUGCAAAUUCCUCUGCGGCAAACAACUGCGGCUCAGAGGCCGCGUCGUUGACGUCGGACAUCUCGUCAUCCUCGAAAUCGGCCGCCCUUCUAAAGGGAGCGUCCAGCCCGUCUUCAUGAUCCAUCCCCACUUCUGGCCUCUCUACGCAUGA